AUGGAGCUCCACUUAGGAGGUAGCAUUAAACCAACUAUUCAGUUGUUACUUACUCUCAGGUUUUAUGCAACGGGUAACUUAUUAAUAACAGUGGCAGAUUUUAUGGGUAUUUCAAAAUCAUCUGCAUCUCGCAUCAUUCGAAGGGUUUCCAAUGCCAUUGCUAGCCUUCGACCGAUCUAUAUAAACAUGUAUCAAAACCGCGCAGAAAUGGAACAAGCUGCAGAAGAUUUUUAUGAAAUCGCAAGGUUUCCGAGAGUAAUUGGAGCCAUCGAUGGUACCCUAAUACGAAUCGAUUCUCCAGGAGGUGACGAUGCUGAAAUAUUUAGAGGAAGAAAAGAUUUUUUUGCCAWAAAUGUUCAAGCUGUAAGUGAUUCGAAACUAAAAUUUAAAGACAUUAUUGCCAGAUGGCCUGGAUCAACUCAUGAUCAGACCAUUUUCAAUAACUCCAAUUUAAAAAGAAAUUUUGAAAAUGGRAGAUAUGGUAGAUAUCUUUUGAUUGGAGACAGUGGAUAUGCUCUAAKGCCAUAUUUAAUYACCAAGUUAACAAAUACACGAAACGAAGCAGAAGAUUUGUAUAAUGAAUCGAUAAUUCGUACUCGAAAUGUGGUAGAACGUCUGUUUGGUGUAUGGAAAAAACGUUUUCCCAUAUUAAAGUUUGGAAUGCGUUUAAAAUUAGAAACUAUUAUGACAAUUAUUGUAGCGACGGCAGUUUUGCAAAAUAUUGCAGUGGAAAUGAAUGACUGGUUUCCUGAUCAAUGGUUUAAUGACAUUGUGGAAGAUGAUGACGAUUUAGAUCAUCCAGAUGGCAAUCCAAUUGAGAAUCGUGGACAACACGUUCGUCAACUAUUAAUUGCAGAACAUUUUGCUCGACUUUAG
Molecule: messenger RNA, 876 nt
Organism: Tribolium madens (black flour beetle)
Lineage: Eukaryota; Metazoa; Arthropoda; Insecta; Coleoptera; Tenebrionidae
Product: putative nuclease HARBI1
Exons: 2
Coding region: 1-876 (291 amino acids)
Source: RefSeq, a predicted model, not a curated record